Orycteropus afer afer is the source of this 1209-nucleotide messenger RNA. It is a transcript of the gene CRLF1, whose product is annotated as cytokine receptor like factor 1. NCBI's taxonomy places the organism in Eukaryota, Metazoa, Chordata, Mammalia, Tubulidentata, Orycteropodidae. Gene Ontology annotation, cellular component: external side of plasma membrane. Gene Ontology annotation, molecular function: cytokine receptor activity; protein binding. Bases 1 to 1209 code for a protein of 402 amino acids. The transcript is spliced from 7 exons. The record is from RefSeq and is a predicted model, not a curated record. Gene Ontology annotation, biological process: cytokine-mediated signaling pathway.
AUGGUGGGGGUCCCCAAGCCUGACCAUUGCUCCUUUCUGACCCUAGACACAGCUGUGAUCAGCCCCCAGGACCCCACGCUCCUCAUCGGUUCCUCCCUGCAAGCCACCUGCUCAGUGCUUGGGGACCCACCAGGGGCCACCGCUGAUGGCCUCUACUGGACCCUCAAUGGGCGCCGCCUGCCCACCGAGCUCUCCCGCGUGCUCAACACCUCCACCCUGGCCCUUGCCCUGGCCAACCUCAACGGGUCCAGGCAACAGUCAGGGGACAAUCUGGUGUGUCACGCCCGUGAUGGCAGCAUCCUGGCUGGCUCCUGCCUCUAUGUUGGCCUGCCCCCGGAGAAGCCCUUCAACAUCAGCUGCUGGUCCAAGAACAUGAAGGACCUGACGUGCCGCUGGACACCUGGGGCACCUGGGGAGACCUUCCUACAUACCAACUACUCCCUCAAGUACAAGCUGAGGUGGUACGGCCAGGACAACACGUGUGAGGAGUACCACACCAUGGGGCCCCAUUCCUGCCACAUCCCCAAAGACCUGGCCCUCUUCACGCCCUAUGAGAUCUGGGUGGAGGCCACCAACCGCCUGGGCUCAGCGCGCUCUGAUGUGCUUACCCUGGACAUCCUGGAUGUGGUGACCACGGACCCCCCUCCUGAUGUGCAUGUGAGCCGCGUUGGGGGCCUGGAGGACCAGCUCAGUGUUCGCUGGGUCUCGCCACCCGCCCUCAAGGACUUCCUGUUCCAAGCCAAGUACCAGAUCCGCUACCGUGUGGAAGAUAGUGUGGAUUGGAAGGUGGUGGAUGAUGUCAGCAACCAGACCUCAUGCCGCCUGGCGGGCCUGAAGCCAGGUACCGUGUACUUUGUGCAAGUCCGUUGCAACCCUUUUGGCAUCUAUGGCUCUAAGAAGGCUGGGAUCUGGAGUGAAUGGAGCCACCCCACGGCCGCGUCCACCCCCCGCAGUGAGCGGCCGGGCCCUGGCGGCGGGGCGUGCGAGCCGCGAGGCGGCGAGCCGAGCUCGGGCCCAGUGCGGCGCGAGCUCAAGCAGUUCCUGGGCUGGCUCAAGAAGCACGCGUACUGCUCGAACCUCAGCUUCCGCCUCUAUGACCAGUGGCGCGCCUGGAUGCAAAAGUCGCACAAGACGCGCAACCAGGACGAGGGGAUCCUGCCCUCGGGCAGACGGGGCUCGGCGAGAGGUAAGAGGGCCCGGGCAGCCUAG